This is a messenger RNA of Actinia tenebrosa (Australian red waratah sea anemone), 2097 nucleotides long. RefSeq names its product carboxypeptidase D. The record is from RefSeq and is a predicted model, not a curated record. Gene Ontology annotation, biological process: protein processing; peptide metabolic process. Lineage: Eukaryota; Metazoa; Cnidaria; Anthozoa; Actiniaria; Actiniidae. Gene Ontology annotation, molecular function: zinc ion binding; metallocarboxypeptidase activity.
AUUCGGAGUGAAUAUGAGGUGCCUCAAGGUUCUAGCCUUGGUCCUUUGUGUUCACGCACUAACGACUUUUGCUAAGCCACCUGCGUCGCUUUCAAAGAAGAGCUCAGCUAAAGUAGUGAAAAAAUCUCCAACGAAAUCUCCGAUACAGCACUUGGCUCCUGUAAAGCCAGAAUUAAAAGCCAAAGUGAGAGCUGUCAAGCAAAAAGUGACUGCCGUAAAACAACAGAAACAUGUCGUCCACGAACAGAAGGCGGCGAAGGAAAUUCCAACUAAAGUCGUCCCGAAGAUUAAAGUGGAAGAAAUACAUGAGAAAAAUUCAAGUUUUCGGCAUCACAACUACGAAGAAAUGACAUGGCUUCUGAAGGAAUUCGCUCGCAAGCACCAGGACAUUGCAAGACUUUACGACAUCGGGAAAUCUGUACAAAACCGAAAACUCUGGGUCAUGGAGAUUUCUGAUAAUCCAGGAAAACACGAAGCUGAGGAACCCGAGGUGAAGUACGUAGCGAAUAUCCAUGGCAACGAGGUGAUUGGUAAAGAGAUGUUGUUGCACUUGAUUCGGUAUUUGUGUCAUAAUUACGGUAUCAACAAGAGAGUCACAAAUAUCGUAGACGCGACUCGUAUUCAUAUUUUACCCAGUAUGAACCCUGAUGGAUAUGAAAUGGCUGCCACAGAUGACGAUCAUCAAGCGGGAAGCAAAAAUGCAAACGACAUUGAUCUCAAUAGGAACUUCCCGGACCAGUUCUUCCCAAGUACCACAGGACCCCCGCAACCUGAAACCCAUGCGGUCAUGAAAUGGGUUCGUUCCAAUCCCUUUGUUCUCUCGGCCAGUCUUCAUGCUGGUGCCCUAGUGGCAAGCUAUCCGUAUGAUGAUAAUCCGUCGGGGAAGACUUCUUACAGCGCUUCGCCUGAUGAUGACGUAUUUCGGGAGGUUGCAAGGGCGUACAGCCAGGCCCAUCCCACAAUGCACCUUGCGAAUGCGCCCUGGAAGUGUAAAAACAAGCAGAAAGAGCAUUUUAUAGACGGUAUUACAAACGGUGCUGAUUGGUUCAGCUUGUCAGGUGGAAUGCAGGAUUAUAAUUAUGUACAUUCUAAUUGUUUUGAAGUCACUUUGGAGCUCGGCUGUGAAAAGUUUCCCAACGCUACUGCUUUGCCGGAGUACUGGAGAGAAAACAAAGAAGCGUUGUUGAGCUUUGUGGAACAGGCUAAUAAAGGCAUUCACGGGAUCAUCCAAGACGAGGAUGACAAACCAAUCAAAGACGCCCGCAUCAACAUCGCCAAUCGACCCCAUGACGUCUUCACCAGCAACAAAGGUGAUUACUGGCGCCUCUUGGUACCAGGUUCUUACGAAGUCACAGUGUCCGCGAAGGGGUAUGAACACGAGUCAAAGACCGCGACAGUUCAUUCAUCGGCAGCCACCAAGCUAGACUUUACUCUGAGGAGGAUCCGUGAAAGGAAACCUCGCCACAUCGAAGACAACGAAGACCCACGUGGCAGCUUCACGCUCAGGAGAUCUUUGAGAGACUUUUAUCGAGACGAGUCACCUGAUCAAAAAAAGCAAAACUAUGAUGGCGAUGAUGACAAUGAUUAUGGUGCUAGAAGGCAAGUGCUUGAUUAGACUGGUGAUGCGCAAGAUGAGUGAUCCACAAACAAUACUUCAUGGCAUGGCUGUGCUGUGCGCAUAGGAGAGAGACUGGGAAUGGUAUGGGGAGCCGUGUAUGGAACUGAAAAUAUAAGACAACCCAAUCUUGUACAAAUCGAGCAACGUUCUACCUCACCUCCCCGGCAUCUCCCCCUUCGACCUCCACAACUUAUCUCUAAGGAAGGCUGAAUACCAGCCUGCUUUUGUCAGAAAAAGUUUUUUUCAGUGUUCGUAAAUUCGUGUCAUAAUACUGAAAAUAUUUCAUAGCUUUUGCAUUCAAAAUAAUGAAGAUAAAUGAUUGCAGAUCAAAACCUGCAUUAGCUUAGAUCGACAUGUGACAAGAUUACGGAUGAGGACUCCGCCAUAAUGGUAGAUAGUCAUCUACAAAAUUCAAUUGUUGAAUUCUUUAACUCUUCUUUGCUUUACGUUUGUGAUAAUAAAUAUUAUAGAAAGCUUGA